AUCUGAAAAGGAUAUCCAGAAUUAGACCUUUAUUAAUAUUUUCCUUGUUUAUUAUAUCAAUCGUUGUAUUUGCAUAUGCAUUUUAAUUACCUUUUACAAUGAGAUUAAAAUAUAUUAAUACAUAUAAUAUAAAAGUAUUCACUAACAUAAAAUGGAUAUCAUAAAACAACAUAUGUGGUUCUUAAUUCUUAAUUCCUCGUGGACGUUCGCAAUAAAAUCGCAUAUGACCCAAAAAAAGCAUGUUCAACAUAGUAAUGACGAUGAAGUAUAAAAUUAAACAGGAUAAAAUCUGUACGUGUAAGUUGUUUAUAUAAGUGUCAUUAAUCUGUGUCCAUUCAUUUAUUUAAUUUAAAAAGUAUAAAACACAAUUAUGAUGAUUAAAGAUACUUUAACAGCAUUAGAAUUUUAUAUAAGUAAUUAAUUACUUCUCGGUCUUUCAAAUUAUACCGAAAUCCCCAGCGGCAUAUACAAAGCCAUAUUGACAAGGAUAUUAAAAGCAACACCACUGAAAAUGGAGUAGCAUAUAUGUGUAUACGGAACAUUUGAUUUUCUUAGCAAUUUUACAAACCGCUUUUAGAUUUUCCGUACUUCCACCUUUUUCCAUAAAGUUCUUCAUUCUGUAACAUUUAAAGUGACUCGUAUUAUUAGAUUCUUUUUUACAUUUUUUUUACUAAUGAUCUAUACAAUCCUUUUCAUUAGCAUUUUAUAUUUUGCAAAAACUGUAUUUAUCUAUGUUUCAGUAACGUCUGUAAAUUUUGCUAAAAAGAAAUAGACAAAUUGACAGUAUUAUAUACCGUAGAACGCGCUCUCUUAGAUAAGAAAAAUGACUUACGACUUACAUACACGAUACGAUACGAUACACAUUACAAGAUAAAAGAAUCCGAAGAUUCUUAGUUACGAUGAGUUUGGCUGCAACAGUAAAUAGAUUGAAAUAAAAAAACUAAUAAUUCAAAAAUGUAAAUCUUAGCCACUACUUGCCACAUUCUCCAGGGUUUUUAUUUUGAAGCUAUAAGAGUUUAAAAAAUACAACAAAAUUGAGUUUCCCAAAGAUCAAACAGUAAAACACCCUUAAUUUUAUUUAUUACGCUUACCUUACGCUUACGUCACGUGCAUCGUAUGCUUUUACAUCGAUCUAAUUAGUUGCGUAAAACGAUAUUUGGUCAGUAAAUUCCUUUUCCCAUGCAUCAAUUAUGAUUAUACAUUAUUGUGCUUGAAUAUAUGUGUUCUGAAAAUAUUUGUUUCGAUAUUAAUGAACACAUGGACCGGAAUUUUGUAGAAUUUUAACCUAGAAUUUAGAAUGACGAACGAUCAAUGCUUUUAUGUUCACUCUGUCAUUUGUAAAUCUCAAUUGACACGAUUAACCUGGAACGUUAUCGACUGAACGCGAAGAAUCGAAACGAAACUGUCAUUUAAACGAAAAAUAAAUAUCGUAUGGCAAAGUACUGCUACGUUCAGAAUAUUUUACACUGAAUAAUUUCAGCGUCAUAUAUCUGCCAUGUGAGUUUAUACUUUAAUAUAUCGUCCAUUUCUGUAUACGCGCUGUAGAAAUGUACAUAGCUUUAAAUUUUCCGAUUUUAUUUUUGCUUUGUUUGUCCCUCGUAGUAUGUACGUAUAUAAAACAAAAAUAUGUCCGAUUAAUCGAUUUAUUCAGGUCAGUAAACAACGAUUUGAUCGAUCGAGCGAGUGAUCAAUUUUUUGUAUUGUAAUACCAAGUAUGUAAUUUAACUAAACGAAAUUAAAAAUGCGCGUCGAAGAUAUUUAAGAAGAAAAUACAUCUUUUGAUAGAGAUUAUAGAAGAAGUUGCUAACUAAAGCACAUUUACGAUAUAUAUAAACAUAAGUAUUUAGACGUGUAAAUAAGUAUCAUAAGAAAGAAAAUUAAAUAAAAUUAAUUUUAUAUCAUUCGCAGAACAGAUGCCUACAUGGGCUGUACAUGGUAAUGAAUUGUUUGAUCGAUAGCUGCGUGCACAAGGAGCUUAACAAAUUUCUUAAUCCAAGCGUCCAAAACAAAGAGGGUACUUUAUCCUAUCCACACGAAACAAGGUUUUCAACGUUCUCAUCGUUCCUUGUAGUUGGAAAUAGAAGAUUAUGCCACCGAAACGGAAAAAAGAUGCCAAGAAAAUAUCCAUCGAACCGCCACCAACGUAAGUUUAGAAUCACUGUACUUCAAACAUAAAUUAUAGUAUUUAAUUAUAUAGUAUUGUACUAUAUUAACGUGUCUAUAGAAAUACUUGGUGGUAAAUGACGAUUGAUUAUUUAUUUAUUGUCAAACUUGAUAAAUUAAUAAUUGAAAAAUGAAAUAAGUUUCCGAGUAAAUAAAAAACGAUACGUCUUAUAAUCUCAAUCAUCUCAUAAAUAUUUCAUUUUCAUUUUGUAACGCAUCAAAGUGCUAAAACAAAUUUUAUAUAACGUUUGCAACACUCAUGCUUCUACUUAUUUUUUAAUACCUUUUGUUCCAGAGCCGUCAUUUCACAGAGUUAUUUGUUUUUUAAUAUUUUUUGUCUCACAGCCUUAAUAUUUAACAUAUAAUCGAGCCGGAUAUGCUGGAAGUAAUCGAACCGGAAGAACCAUCGAAGCCACUAAUAUCAGCAGUCACUGGACAACCAUUCGGUCCUCGUGUCCGUUACAUCAGCGAAAAACAGGAGGAAGAAAGUACAGAUGACGAACCUGAAUCAGAAAGUGACGAUGAAUUAAGAUACGUGCAGGAUGAAGCUCCGGAAGUGCCAUCAGAGUUUUGGCACAUACAGAAGCUUAUCAGAUACAUGAAAGCGGGUAAUCAAACCGCAACUAUGGUGGCUGUCUGUCUUUUAAAAGAUUAUGAUCUGACCAAUAGGAUUAUACAAAAGGCGAUUCGAGAGAUGGGAGGUCUGGAGAUUCUGGUGAAUCUACUCGAAACGAGAGAUUUAAAAUGCCAGAAUGGCUCCCUGUCGGUUUUACUCCAGAUCGUGUCAUCUACAGAAAUGCGACGGCACCUAAUCGAUCUUGGUAUUGUAACACCGUUGAUUCAAAUGUUAAAGCAUCCAGCUAGAGACAUUCAAGUUUUAGCUGCAGAAACUAUGGCUAUUGUUGCACGAAUUAGGAAAGCAAGGAAACAAAUACGAAUUCGAGGAGGCAUACCUCUCAUUUUAGAUGUGAUGGACGUGCCAGAUUCUAUUCUUCGAACAUCGUACAAUGAGUUGAACGAAACUAACAAGGAAUUAGUUGCGGUUGCCAUAGGCUGUGCUAAAGUUUUAGAUUCUCUGAGCAGUAGUCCGAAAGUGAGAGACGUACUUCACAAGUUUGGUGUGGUAAAGCUCAUGGAACGUUUCCUGAAAUCACAUCACACUUCUCUUGUAGUACCGAUGAUGGGAGCUGUUCAACAAUGUGCAAUUAAGAACGUAUUUCGCAAAGCGUUCGAGACCACAGAUAUUAUCUGUGACGUUGUACGACACCUGCAAAGUGACAAUAUUAAGUUGAAAGAAAAUUGCGCUCUGGCGAUAUUCAAAUGUGGAACGAACAAAAUUGCCAGGGACAUGGUUCGCCAGACAUCUGGUCUGGAUAUAUUGUGCAAGCUUUUACAAUGCGAAGAAGUCCGGGCUAAUAAACAAUUGUUAGCUGCAGUCACAGGCGGAAUAUGGAAAUGUGCCAUAAGUCCAGAGAACGUAAUAAGAUUCAAUCAAAAUGGUUUGGUCGCUGCUUUAGUGCCAUUUUUAGAAGAACACGAGGAUGACGACGUGCAGGCGAAUGUUGUAGGAGCACUGGCGGAAUGUUGUAAAGAUCCUGCUAACAGAGAUGUUCUGAGGAUCAACGAUGGUUUGCCAAAUCUGAUCAAAUUAUUAAGCUCUACGUACGAGCCUUUAUUGGAGAACAUACCAUUGGUGAUAAAGGAGUGCGCGCAAAAUGAACAAUGCAUGGACAUCAUCAACGAUCCAGAGCACAUCAAUGAUGGUGUUCGACUGGUCUGGUCAUUGCUGAAACAUCCUAGUGACAUAAUCAAAAGAAACUCCUGCCUCGCAUUGGUAUCCUGUAUCAAAUAUGCCAAAGACUCUCCAGAAAUGGUACGGGCAUUUGUAGGUGGAUUGGAGCUUACAGUCAGUCUUCUUGAAAGUAGCAAUACCGAAGUACUGAGCGCAGUAUGUGCCACUAUUGCCGGAAUCGCUCCGGACCCGGAAAAUUUGGGUAUUCUCAGCGAUCAUGGAGUAGUGGAGAAACUGGCGAAUCUUGUGUCCACGGAAAAUGAAGAUUUGCGUGCAAAUUUGACCUUAGCCAUAGCUCAUUGUUGCGAAUGGGGGGAGAAUAAUGCUAAAUUUGGUCGAUUGCACGCGGUUGCACCAUUAGUUGACUACAUGACUAGCAAAAAUACAAAUGUUCUUAGGGGAGUUUGCAUAGCCGCGUAUCAUUUAAGUAAAGAGCCCAUGAACUGCAUCACCAUGCACUCUGCCGGUGUUAUAAAGCAUGUGCUACGUUUGGUGGGAUCAGAUGACCCGGAAGUGCAAAUCGCCGCCGCCUGCACUAUUAGAAAUAUUAGGAAACUUGCACUAACAGCAGAAAAAUUACACUUCAAAGAGAUAAGUACACUAGAAGAAACAGAUUAUCAUUUGUAACAUAUCAGCGCUGCAAAUACUGUACAAAAAUCAAGUGCUCAUUUAAAGAAUAUGAAAUAAAAGAUAUCAUCUUUAUUGAAUUGACCUAAAACACAUUUAUUGAGAUUUUAUCAACCAAUAAUAAAUCUGUAUACUUAAAUAUAAUUAUGUCUUCUUAAUUGAAUAAAAUGUAAUGGAAUAAUAAAUUAUUAGUGAAUAGGAGACUCAGCAUACCUAUUGGCUUGUAAUAUUAACGUUGGACUAAGAUUUUCAACAGAAACAAUAACGAGGAGUCAGCGAAACUCUUCAGUGCGAAGAUGUUUAAAACGCGACUGACCAGUCGACUUGUAUAAGCAGGAACAAUAUAAAAAAAACAGAUUAUUUUUCACUUAUUACC
This is a messenger RNA of Bombus impatiens (common eastern bumble bee), 4958 nucleotides long. It is a transcript of the gene gudu, whose product is annotated as armadillo repeat-containing protein gudu. The coding region runs from base 2540 to 4582 and encodes 680 amino acids. The transcript has 11 exons. Lineage: Eukaryota; Metazoa; Arthropoda; Insecta; Hymenoptera; Apidae. Gene Ontology annotation, molecular function: protein binding. The record is from RefSeq and is a predicted model, not a curated record.